AUUGAAUUCCCACCAAAAUAUCCACAACCAUCAGGAGCACCUUUAAAAUUCCCGUCCUUCGCCCUCUUCGUGUCACAGCCCCAAAACUCUUUACCUUCGAUACUACAAAUUACCGCGCCCACCAGUUUUGCCUUUUGCGUCUUGUUUCCAGUUUCUCUAUCUCUUUCACUCUCAAAAGGGUGAUUGUCAAUUUUCAGCAUAUGGAUACAUCAAGACCCACAGUUUUUGUCAAUGCAGAGUUGUUGCCCAUGUAUGUAGGAAGGAAGGUUCGUGCAGUUGUUCAAGUUACUCAAUCUGAUGGCGAAAUCAAAACGGGAAAAUCUACAGAUGAACUUCAAUUGAUUAUAAAAGGACUUCCACAGGUCCCUCUUAUGACUCACGUUGAGGUGAUUGGUAUUGCUGAGAGUGAGCAGUCCAUUCAUGCUGAAACAUGGACCAACUUUGGUAACACAUUUGACACACAAUCAUACAAUCAGGUAUGCCAACUUGCAAAUGGGGAGUUUAAAGGUCUAUUUCUUUAGGGAGCCAUCUUUGAACUAGAGUAGGUAGGAGUGUAAGGAAUGGUAAUAUUGUUAUGAUUUCACAAGUUUGGUGUUUAAGAUUUACAAACUACUUUUAUUAGAAUAGUUUAUGGGUGAAUACUUUCCAGAACUUUUGUAUUGUAUAUUGUAGUGCAACAAUAGUGUUGUUCUGAUUCCUUAUGU
Messenger RNA from Corylus avellana, 704 nucleotides. The record is from RefSeq and is a predicted model, not a curated record. NCBI's taxonomy places the organism in Eukaryota, Viridiplantae, Streptophyta, Magnoliopsida, Fagales, Betulaceae.